Molecule: messenger RNA, 1824 nt
Organism: Paracoccidioides brasiliensis Pb18
Product: glycolate oxidase, subunit GlcD
Exons: 4
Coding region: 1-1824 (607 amino acids)
Biological process (GO): lactate catabolic process
Cellular component (GO): mitochondrion
Molecular function (GO): FAD binding; D-lactate dehydrogenase (NAD+) activity; D-lactate dehydrogenase (cytochrome) activity
Source: RefSeq, a predicted model, not a curated record
AUGUUUCGCACACGUUCUGUGCCGUCCAAAGCUCUGCGGGCUGUUGGGCAUGCGCAACAAACCACCAUCUCUACUGCACAUAUGACCUUCCCACAAUGCCUUAGACAGCAAUUAAGACGGUUUGGAGCUGCUUCGCGGUGUAUGGAAGAAAACCUCUCUUUCAAGACCCAGCUAUAUGAGAGCACGCAGCAGCGGUUAAUCAGAGAACGGGCGGAGCAAGCUCGAUAUGCCAAGGCCCAGCACGAGACUCCGGCCGUUCGUACUGUUGCGAUGACAGUUGUGCUUGUUUCCGCGUCUCUGGGGUGCUACUAUCUCGGAUCUUUAAAUCCCGCACAAGCCCCUUCUAACUCGACGAAUCCCCUAAGUAACACCCAUACUCCCUGCUACAAUAUCUCCCCCUCGAAUCUCCAGGCGGCCUGGGCAGAUUUUGUCGAGAUUGUCGGGAAAGAAAACGUAUCUACUGCGAAAGAUGAUGUGGUCGCUCAUGCAGGAUCAGAAUGGUCUUCCUACGCUCGGAAGGAAAACGAGAAGCCCUUCUUGAUUGUGUAUCCCUCAACAACCGAAGAGGUGUCCCGGAUCAUGAAAGUAUGUCACGAACGAUUAAUUCCGGUUACUCCUUAUUCUGGUGGAACAAGCUUGGAAGGUCAUUUUACACCUACGCGAGGCGGUGUCUGCGUGGAUUUCCAGCGCAUGGCCAAGAUACUGGCUUUGCACAAGGACGAUUUGGAUGUGGUGGUGCAGCCAGCUGUAGGUUGGGAGGACUUGAACGAGGAAUUGGCCAAGGACAGCCUUUUCUUCCCUCCUGAUCCCGGCCCUAGGGCACAAAUUGGUGGGAUGAUAGGGACCGGUUGUUCGGGGACAAAUGCAUACCGUUACGGAACUAUGAGGGAAUGGGUUAUCUCACUGACAGUCGUUCUUGCUGAUGGUACAGUGAUUAAGACCCGACAGCGCCCCCGCAAAUCAAGUGCGGGAUACGACCUUACGAGGCUUUUUAUUGGCAGCGAAGGCACACUUGGACUGAUUACAGAGGCAACCUUGAAACUAACAGUCAAACCCAAGAACGAGAGCGUAGCAGUUGCUGCAUUCCCCACAAUUCAUAAUGCUGCUGAGUGCGUGGCGAAGAUUGUGGCAGAGGGCAUUCCUGUUGCGGGUCUUGAAAUCUUAGACGAUGUCCAGAUGAAGUGUAUCAAUGCGAGCAAAACUACAAGCCGAACGUGGGCGGAAGCUCCCACAUUAUUCCUCAAGUUCACUGGUACUCCACUGGGCGUCAAAGAGCAGAUUGCACUUGUGAAGCAACUUGCUGCGUCAACUAAAAGCAAAUCAUUUGAAUUUGCUCGAAAUCAACUGGAAAAAGAGGAGCUUUGGAGUGCAAGAAAGGAGGCUCUGUGGAGCGUCAUGGCCAUGAAGAGGAACCCCACUGAUCGCGUGUGGACAACAGAUGUCGCUGUCCCCAUCAGCCGGCUGCCAGAUAUCAUCGAGCAGACCAAGAAGGAUAUUGUCAAGCACGGUUUGCUUGCGGGCAUCUGCGGUCAUGUUGGGGAUGGAAAUUUCCAUGCAAUCAUCCUAUUUAACGAUGCGGAGCGGGAAACCGUUGAAGGAGUCGUCCAUCGGAUGGUUAAGAGGGCCGUGGAGAUGGAGGGAACUGUAACUGGUGAACAUGGUGUGGGCCUCAUCAAACGUGAUUACCUUCCUCAUGAGCUUGGUGAAACGACAGUGGAUGCUAUGCGAAGGCUGAAACAGGCUUUCGAUCCCCUAUCACUACUCAAUGCCGACAAAGUUGUCCGGAUAGAACCACCAGGGGUGGAAGACGUUAAGAAGUGGUAA